Molecule: messenger RNA, 162 nt
Organism: Dentiscutata erythropus
Lineage: Eukaryota; Fungi; Glomeromycota; Glomeromycetes; Diversisporales; Gigasporaceae
Source: the annotation of a GenBank genome assembly
AUGGACAGUAUAGUCGAGAUUUUAGAAAUAGAAAGUGAUAAAGAAAGGUUGUUGCUGCUCGCUUAUGGCCCACCUGUACCGGAAAAGGUAUUUGCUAUGCCUUAUCGAAGUGACAAUCUUAGUUUAUUACCACGGCUUUUUGCUUGCAGUACUAGCUCAUAA